Molecule: messenger RNA, 669 nt
Organism: Rotaria sp. Silwood2
Lineage: Eukaryota; Metazoa; Rotifera; Eurotatoria; Philodinida; Philodinidae
Source: the annotation of a GenBank genome assembly
AUGCAUCAAGCUAGUUUAAGUCCAGACGAUAUGUCAUCAGGUCAUUCGCUUAAAACUCGUGCUGAACAAGAACGUAUAUCAUCAUUUCUUCAUGAAAAUACUCGAAGAUCAAGUUCAGAAGAAAAAAAAUCUCAUCGUAAUCAAAGUGGAAAUGCUCGACAUCGUCAUCAUCGACAUCCACUUGAUCCAAUUGAAUCUGGUUCAGAUUCUGAGCAUCGUAGUCGUUAUCGAUCAAAUAAUAAAUCAAAAACAAAACAUCGUCGAUCAUAUUCACGUUCAUCAUCAAGUGAAAGUGAACGACGACGAAAACGUAAACAAUCUGAUAAAAAUAAUGAUACCAAUCAUCGUCGUCGUCGACGACAUUCAUCAGCUAGUUCAAGUCGUAGUUCAACAACUCGUAGUAAGAGUCGAGAUCGAAAACGACGAAUAUCGGUUGAAAAACAUGAACCGAAACCAACUAGUACAAUUAUUAUGCAUAACAUUCCAUUGACUUUCGAUGAACAUGAGCUUUUAUCUGAAUUAUCGAUUGCUAAAGUACAACUACAAGAAAUUCGUAUAAUUCAUCGUAGAGAUCCUGCAACAAAUCUUCAAACGGCUUACGUCGAAUUCAAUACGGUUCAAGAAGCUGAACAAUGGAUGAAUUUAACGCAGGUUCAAACAAAAACCUAA